Molecule: messenger RNA, 378 nt
Organism: Parnassius mnemosyne (clouded apollo)
Lineage: Eukaryota; Metazoa; Arthropoda; Insecta; Lepidoptera; Papilionidae
Source: the annotation of a GenBank genome assembly
AUGGUUGACGAUCUACGAAAAUAUUUAAAUCAUCUAUUGGAAAAGGUGAACGGUCUUCACUGUAUAUUAAUAACGGAUCGUGAUGGCGUACCAGUUGUGCGUGCAGUGACUGAGAGAGCACCACAAUUGGCUCUUAGGCCCAACUUUAUAUCUACAUUUGGUAUGGCUACAGAUCAAGCAAGCAAACUAGGUUUAGGCAGAAAUAAAACUAUUAUUUCUAUGUACUCUAGUUAUCAGGUGAUUCAAAUGAACAAGCUGCCAUUAAUCAUUACAUUUAUUGGGAGUGACAACUGUAACACUGGCCAUAUAUUAUCGUUGGAGAGUCAAAUAGAGCCAUUCUUAAAGGAUCUAGCAGCAGUGGUGGCAGAUGCGCCAUAG